Messenger RNA from Setaria italica (foxtail millet), 2590 nucleotides. Its product is annotated as CAX-interacting protein 4. The transcript is spliced from 3 exons. The coding region runs from base 238 to 1308 and encodes 356 amino acids. Lineage: Eukaryota; Viridiplantae; Streptophyta; Magnoliopsida; Poales; Poaceae. The record is from RefSeq and is a predicted model, not a curated record. Gene Ontology annotation, molecular function: zinc ion binding; nucleic acid binding.
UCGAGCAGUGCUUCCAAGCAUCCGAUUUUGAUCGGCUGGGGCUGAUCGCUGCCUGGCUGGCAAGCUGCCUGCCAGUUCUCGAUCCAAAUUCUUGUUCAGCUUCGUCAGGCUUCGUCAGUUCAACCUGGGUAGCAGGUUGUACUCUGACACCCAGUCGACCCGAAAUCAAUCCCCAAUCCAUAUCCUCCCCUCUCACCAAACCCUUCCCCCGGCGAGCAAUACCGGCGGCGAUCCAAGAUGCCGGCGACGGCGGGGCGCGUCCGCAUGCCCGCGAACAACCGCGUGCACAGCAGCGCGGCGCUGCAGACGCACGGCAUCUGGCAGAGCGCCAUCGGCUACGACCCCUACGCGCCCGAGAACAACAAGCAGCAGCCCGGCCGCCCUUCCUCCUCCGUCUCCGCCAACGCCGCCGCCGCCGCCGCCAACGAUGCCAACGCCGCAGCCGCUGCCGCCGCCGCCUCCGGAUCCGGGUCCGGCGACGGCAACGCCUACACCAGCUUCCAGGGCCUCCUCGCUCUCGCGCGCAUCACCGGCUCCAACUCCGACGAGACACGCGGUGCCUGCAAGAAGUGCGGCCGCGUCGGCCACCUCACUUUCCAGUGCCGCAAUUUCCUCUCCGUCAAGAACCUCGACCUGGACGACGCCGACGCCCAGGCCGCCGCCCAGGCGGCUGCGCAGGCCAAGUUCGAGGAGAUCAAGAAGAAGGCUGCUGCAGGCGGGAAUGCAGACGAGGUUUCCGAUGAGGAGGAAGAGGAGGACGAGGAUAGCGAUUCCUCUGAUUCCGACAUCGACCCUGAGCUGGAGAAGAUAAUUGCUGAGCGCGAGCGUGCGAGGAAUGGGGGAAGGAGGUCCAGGGAGGAAGAGAAGAAGUCAAGUCACCGCCAUAGGAGCAGCAGCAGCAAGAGAAGAUCAAGGCACACCAAAAGCAGGAAGAGCUAUGAUAGUGAGGAUGAAGAGGAGGAAGGCAGAAGAGGUAGGGACAGGAAGAGGACCAGCAGAUCGAAGAAGCAUGAAAGAUCAGAUGAGGAUAGCAGCGAUGAUAGUGAGUCUGAUAGGAAAAGGCACAGGAAGAGCAGGAAGGACAGGAAGAGGCUUAGGAGCCACUGCAGGAGUGAUGCCUCCUCCGAUGAGGAGGAUGUAUCUGGAAGUGAAGAAAGGAGGCGCCAACGCCACCGCAAGCAGCGCCAUCACCGGAGGGAAGCGUCUGAUGGUGACAAUGGUGGUAGUGAGUCUGCAGAUGACAAGAAAUCCAGCAGGCGGAGGAGGCACCGCAGGUCAGAAAGCAGUGGGUCGGAUGAGGAUGAGUGACGUAAUCAUCGGGCAGCAAAGCGAUCUGGGGAGAAGAGCAGGGACCGCAGGAGGAGCUAAAGAGGAGCAUUGAAUUGGACUCCAGGCUUUCCAAAGUCGAAUGGUGAUUGCUAUGUGGUUGAUGUAUAUUUGUUGAGCUGCUGACUGAGAGUAAUUCCAAGCUCUAGAGCAACUCUAUUUCUGUUGUGCUAGGAAUACUCCAUCAUACCUGCGCUUCCUGCUAUGGGUUUUGCCCAAGGUCCGAUACUUUGAGAUAUGCUUUGAUGACUAGGAUUGGAGCAGCGCUACACCAGCUGGUAUGGAGUGUUGAGUACCUCCCAAGCCUCUAGCGAAUCAAAGCGUAUAUGAAUUUUUUGUUACAGAGAAUGUUGUCAUUCUCCUCCAUACAAAAGAAAAACAGCAGAUGACCUUGCUGAGUGUGUGUGUUCAUGAAUGCCACACAAGCGCAUCGAAGCCAUCCUGAUUUUAUCUUGCACUAUAUCCCCUUGCCGAAGGGAUCAGCACCACCAUUUACCUUAUGGUAGUGCCAAGUUGUUGCCUGACACUCUGACUGGAGUUUUACAUAUCGAUCAAGGCGGUGCCGGGCUUUAAGUCGGCGAGGAUGACGUCGUCGGCGACUCUAGGGGUCUCGAAGAAAUUCCAGCGGAUGGUGAAGGGGCCCUUGCCUUGCUGUCCAGCGUCCAGGUGCCGGGCGGCGACUGCUUGAGCGGCGUAAAGUCGCUGGCGUCCUUGGGCCUGUUCGCUUCAGUUUAUAAGCCGGCUGAAAAGCCGAAACGGCUGAUUUGUUGUGAGAGGAGAAAACUGUUUGGUGGCUGAUAAGUCGGCUGAAUAAGCUGAAGCGAACAGGCCAAGCUUCUCCUUGAUCUCCAACUUGGUGAGUCCGCUUUUGUUGGGGACGAUGACCAUGUGGGUGGCGUCGCUGCCCUCGCCGACCGUGAAGGUGAGGCUUGGGGUAUCGCACGAGCCGACGGCCGAAAGUGCCGCCAACGCGGCUGUGGCGAGCAGGAAGGAGGGCGAGGAGGCCGUUGCCAAGCUAUAGCAAGUUGGUUCGCGUAACCUUGCUUGUUUUUUGUUUGAUUGAUCGUGGGAUGGGUGGAUGUGUGAUCGAUGUUGCAGCUGGAUACGUAUUUAUGGGCAGCGGACAGUGGCGGAGCUAGAGUAAAUUGGAGGAGGUGUACUUACCUUGUGGGUGUAUAGAAUUUAAUCAUUGGAGGUGCAUAUAUAAUGAAAAAUUAAACAUAUUCACUGUUUUUUUUAUUUUUUAGGGUGCGUUAGCACCUCU